Molecule: messenger RNA, 757 nt
Organism: Quercus robur (English oak)
Lineage: Eukaryota; Viridiplantae; Streptophyta; Magnoliopsida; Fagales; Fagaceae
Exons: 2
Coding region: 173-757 (194 amino acids)
Source: RefSeq, a predicted model, not a curated record
UUAAGUUAAAUUAUCUUUAUGGUCAUACUACGUAUUUUAUUUCACAUGGUAUUUUUGUCCCAAUGAUUAGGGUUGCAUUGGUGCAAUUGAUGGGGUCCAUGUCCCCGUGGUCAUUGAUGUUAAGGACCAGCUCCCAUACUAUGGCAGGAAGGGGAUCACCACAACAAAUUGCAUGUGCGCAUGUGACUUUGACAUGAAGUUCACAUUCGCAUGUGUUGGAUGGGAAGGAUCGGCGCAUGACACGAGGAUUUUUUACAGCUGCGUCAAUAAUGAGAGUUACAACUUUCCGAACGCUCCAGCUGGGAAGUAUUAUUUGGUUGAUUCAGGAUACCCUAUGAGGAAAGGGUUCCUUGCACCAUAUAAGGGGGAGAGGUACCACAUUGGAGAAUUUCGGCCUUCUGAAGUGCUGCAUCGUCCAGAGGAGAGGUUUAAUUAUCUCCAUUCAUCACUCCGUUCGGUCAUAGAACGAACUUUUGGAGUUUGGAAGAAUAAAUGGAGAAUUUUGAGACAUAUGCCACCUUUUAAGAUGCACACUCAAAACUUGGUCAUUGUUGCUACAAUGGUUCUUCACAAUCUCGUUAGAACACAUGAGAUAAACAAUGAUGCUGAAUGUUCAGGAUCUACAGAGGCCACAUCAUUUGGUAGUGAGACAGGUCAUUACAAUGCCAUGGCAGAAACGAUCUCAAUCUUGGACGAACCUCAGAUGAAACAGGUUCGUAUGCGUAUCACAAGAUCGAUAUGUGCGGACGAUAACUGA